Messenger RNA from Apodemus sylvaticus (European woodmouse), 5025 nucleotides. It is a transcript of the gene Fam20b, whose product is annotated as FAM20B glycosaminoglycan xylosylkinase. Gene Ontology annotation, biological process: protein phosphorylation. Gene Ontology annotation, molecular function: phosphotransferase activity, alcohol group as acceptor. The record is from RefSeq and is a predicted model, not a curated record. Bases 385 to 1614 code for a protein of 409 amino acids. Lineage: Eukaryota; Metazoa; Chordata; Mammalia; Rodentia; Muridae. Gene Ontology annotation, cellular component: Golgi apparatus. The transcript is spliced from 10 exons.
GCGGCGUGGGGCUGCCCCUCCCCGGAGGCGGCGGGGGCGGCCGGGGCCGCGCCGCACCGCACCGCGCGGGCGGCUGUGGAGCGUGCCUGAGGCCCGCCAGGACAUGAAUUAUCUCCUUUUGACUACCAUUUCAGUGCUUGUAAGUGUGAAGUCAGCAACUUCAGCCUUCAGAUUGAUAACUAUUUAACACCUGUCUCACGCCUGGGCAGUUUCCUUGAUGCUUCCUUAGAGCCUGGUGGUCAUUUUUGUUGCUGUCCUUCACAGGAAUCAUGGAGGCACUGCAGUGAAGGAAUGUGUAAUCAUGGAAUCUUGCUAAUUGUCACCACCUGUUCUUUGUGAUAAGCCAGCAAGGACGUGGGCGGAGGAGAAGGAAAAGAGGCCAACAUGAAGCUGAAGCAGCGAGUUGUGCUGUUAGCAAUACUCCUUGUCAUUUUUAUCUUCACCAAAGUUUUCCUGAUAGACAAUUUAGAUACAUCAGCUGCCAACCGAGAGGACCAGAGGGCUUUUCACCGAAUGAUGACUGGCUUGCGGGUGGAGCUGGUACCCAAGUUGGACCACACCCUGCAGUCUCCUUGGGAGAUUGCGGCCCAGUGGGUGGUGCCCCGAGAAGUGUACCCUGAAGAGACACCAGAGCUGGGAGCAAUCAUGCAUGCUAUGGCCACUAAGAAAAUCAUUAAAGCUGACGUGGGCUACAAAGGGACACAGUUAAAAGCUUUACUGAUUCUUGACGGAGGACAGAAAGUUGUCUUCAAACCUAAGCGAUACAGCAGAGACUAUGUGGUAGAAGGGGAGCCAUACGCUGGGUAUGACAGACACAACGCAGAGGUUGCAGCCUUCCAUUUGGACAGGAUUCUGGGUUUCCGACGCGCUCCCUUGGUCGUGGGCAGACAUGUUAAUCUGCGGACAGAAAUCAAACCUGUUGCCACGGAGCAGCUGCUGAGCACCUUCCUCACUGUAGGGAACAAUACUUGUUUUUAUGGGAAGUGCUACUACUGUCGAGAAACAGAGCCAGCAUGUGCAGAUGGUGAUAUGAUGGAGGGAUCUGUCACACUUUGGCUUCCAGAUGUGUGGCCUCUGCAGAAGCAUCGACAUCCCUGGGGCAGGACUUACCGAGAAGGCAAACUGGCCAGGUGGGAAUAUGAUGAGAGCUACUGCGAUGCUGUGAAGAAAACGUCCCCCUAUGACUCAGGUCCACGCCUCCUGGACAUCAUUGACACGGCUGUCUUUGAUUACUUGAUUGGCAAUGCUGACCGCCAUCACUAUGAAAGCUUUCAAGAUGAUGAAGGAGCUAGCAUGCUUAUUCUUCUUGAUAAUGCCAAAAGCUUUGGGAACCCCUCGCUGGAUGAGAGAAGCAUUCUUGCCCCUCUCUAUCAGUGUUGCAUUAUUCGGGUUUCAACGUGGAAUAGACUGAAUUAUCUAAAGAAUGGAGUACUAAAGUCUGCCUUAAAAUCUGCCAUGGCCCAUGACCCCAUCUCCCCUGUGCUCUCCGAGCCACACUUGGACACUGUGGACCAGCGGCUUCUGAAUGUCUUGGCCACCAUCAAGCAGUGUACUGACCAGUUUGGGAUGGAUACUGUGCUGGUGGAAGACAGGAUGCCGCUCUCCCACUUGUAACUCUCAACACAAAACAAGUGGAACUGAUUUUUACAAAGAUAGAGAAACAGCACAGUCAAUUCCAGAUGGCAUGUGAUGGCUUGCAGGUGGCCACAGCGGCUUCUGGUGGCAGAAGACAGUGGCCCUGGGAGGCUCCGUGUUUUCUGCAGGGCAAGCUAAAGACCACAGUGCCGCAGGAGUGUCUCUGUGGACUCACCUCUCAAGCAGCAGGACGCAGCUCUGCUCAGUCUUGAUUCCCACUCCAGAGGGCAAGUAGGCUAAGGACUUGGUUCCAGAGUGUGCGUCUGCCGUGAACCUGGCUGUCCUUUCUCCAUACUAUGGAUUCUCCGAAAAUACUUUGCAGUCCCUUGUGUCUUUAAAAAACAAAAACCAGAACUAGUCAGAGUGCAAAACAUACUGCUCCUCCAGAGUGGCAUCAGACGAGAGAGCAGUCUGCUCCAGGAGACCGUGUCUAAGGUAGAGGAGGAAGGGGAAGGGCAGGAAGGGCUUGGGACUCCAAGCUAUUGGGUGGCAUGGAUUUGACAUCUCAGGGAAGAGAAGAGGGACGGACUCACUUUAUAGAACGGGGAAAAUAAUUGACUUAGUGAAGAACAGCUUCCCCUCUGUUUAAGUUCUUAGCUAUGUCCAGAGCAAACAGUCAUCCCCCAGUUGUGUUCACAUUAACCACAAUCAUCUCUAGUGGAAAUACUAUUACAACCCAAGCAUGAUCCUCUAUGGACACUAACUCACCCCAUGCCCACUUUUGCCCAAAGUAGCAAAACAAACCAAAACUGUUCUUUGCCCCCCUCUUUUCUUUUUCUCUCAAUGGCAUUGUUUAUUUUGAUGUAGACCAUAGACUCUAGCCCCUGCUGAUCUGGAACUCACUGUAUAGCCCAGGCUCCAGUUAUACUGGCUUCAGCCUUCCACAUGCGAGGAUUAUAGGUAUGAACCAGCAUGCCCAGCUCUCUUCUGAAGUGAACCCUGUGAGGUGAUGAUGGCCUGUAAUGGUGCUGGUCCUAGGAGAUUGGUGGCCUUGUCUGUGCCUCUCUGAUGAGAAAGUGCCCUGGUGCCUGGACUAAGCUUGUGAUGUGUGUCCUACAGGUAACAGAAUGAAAGAUUUUAAGCCUCUGAGCUUGAAACAGGAGAUUACCACAAAGAGCCUUAAUAUUUUGGUUCAUAGCAAAUCCAAAUUCAGUCCUAUGUGGAGUUCUGAGCCCGUGGUGUAGUAGAACUCUUCCCUUCCUGUGUCAGGGUCAGGGUUAGUUUUGUGUUUUGGCAAGUCAUUUGACAGCUGCCAGAUAGCUAGGGGAUGUGUCUGGGACGGGAGCUGCGCUCAGAGCUGUCCCUCUGCAUCCUGUGCAGUUCUGGAAUCUGUCGAGACUAGCCUGUUGGCACUGCUUGACAUCUACUGCCAGCCACAGAGCCUGGCUUGAGAAAACUACCUUUGAGUUUAUUCCCCCAGUUUCUCACAUAAAAUCUGGUAGCCUGUAACCACUUUUAAAUGACAGGAAAUUAGAAAAUUUGUACAUUUAAUGUACACUUUGAGGUAUAUUAAGGAAUACACUGCAUAUUUCUUUUUUUAAAUUCAGGGUAUUGAACUUCAAAAAACAAAUAUUAGCACAAAACAACUAGAAUAGUGUUAACAAAGGAGAUAUUGAGCCAGGCAGUGGUGACACACCUUUAAUCCUGGCAUUCAGGAGGCAGAGGCCGGCAGAUCUCUGUGAGUUCAAGGCCAGCCUGGUCUACAGAGUGAGUUCUAGGACCAAACCCAAAAAACAAAGCAAAAACAAAAGGAGGUAUUAAGUCCAGUUUCCAGGCUACUUGCUGUGUACACCAAGAAACUUGACAGUUGACUUUUGAGAUUAGCGUGGUUGUUAGCACUUUGUGCUGGGAGCCAGCAGAGGGGUGGGAGGCAGUGAGCCCUCCCUUCAGUGCUGACUAAGCCGAGAAGGGGGCAGAACUGUCCCCAGGCAGGCAGCCUCACUUGUGAUGGUGAAGACCAGGCAGAAAGGCUGCUGUAGCAGCUGGAGCGGAGCCACCUCAGGCUUCCUCUCCACACUCAUGGAAUUAGAAGGUGCAGACCCAUAGUGGACAGCUGAGUCGGGGUCACGGCACUUAGAGCACACAGUUGUGUUCCACCUGGCACUGGGUGAAGCUAGGACAGGUCCAGUUGGGUGAAUCUUGGCGUGGCAGGGGCGGGGUAGCCGUAUGCUUCCAGCCCCAAACUUACAGACACAAGUUCUGUUGGGGGAAAAAAGGUAGAUGCAAAUUUUAAAAGUAUUGUAGCUCCAGGCUCUUUUAGGGUCCUUUAUUAGAUUAGGACUGUUAUAAUCAAGGCACGGGCGGGAUUCGGUCAGCUCUAAAUUAGCUUUACUAACUGAACAUCCGCGUAGAUGUAUACAAAACCAUAGAUAGUACAAAACCAAGAAGUCAAUCCAUUGCUGUUUUCUCCUUUCCUUCCACUUCUUAAAUAUAUGGAUUCUGAAGUUGAAAUGGGGGAGAUUUGAAUAUAGAACCUUUAUUCUCAAACUGUCCCUUAUUGAAGGCUGCAUUGUAAUUUUGGGAGAGCUAUAAGUAAUUCACCUUUAAAACAAUAGGUUCUGAUUUGCUCAAGAUGGUUGGUAUGUCUCCUUGUUUGCACUCAGGGUUAAAGUGUCAGACUAAAUUUUUAGAAGAAAAUAGAGAAAUUCAGGUACAUUCAUUACAAAUUAUUCAGCAAAGUGGACCCUGACAGUUUCCUAAUUUUCCCAGUGCUGGAGACAGCAUUGCCAUCCAAAGAAACUCAGGUUUUCUUUAAACUCACGCUUCUUCUCAUCCCCAGCUUCCUGUUCCUUCAGCCCCCCUCCCUUCCCUGUCCUUCCCGGAUCUCUCUAAUCAUCUUGUGAUCAUAACACCUGCUGUCAACACACUCUGUGAGCCCUGUGACCAGGGUUUCUGCAGGUUUGGGUUAACGUGGCCGAGUAUGUAUUCUGCCAAGGAAAAUGUUCAUACUUUGACACAAGGAAAUGCUGAGUGACUGGCACUGAGGAAGGGCUUGGUUUGUAAGGGUUGGGAUGUACACGGAGCUUUUCCCAGGCAGCCUGCUGAGCCCGGUGGUCUGACUGAGCGUGCUCCAUGGGGGAGGCUGGCUCUUCGCCCCUCGUGUCUCUAGUCUGGGUGGUGAGUGGGGGCUGGGCACUGUACUGUUGCAGGUUCUUAGGACCUAAGGUGAUCCUCAGAAACCCCCGGGGGAAGCUGGGAGUAACUUACUGGGAAGCUAAUUUAUUUGUCUAAAGGGUGGUGUGGGUGUCACCACCCACUUGUUUGAUCUGCCUAGGAUUUCCUCUUGGAGCUGUUGUGCAGAUAGAGGUGGUACUCGGUAAGAUACCAAACAGAUUUCUAAUGUGUUAUAUGGGUUUCAAUUCUGAAAAAAAAAUAAAAGAUUUUAAUAUA